AUGUCAUUGGCUUAUUUUUGUUUAUCUGGAUUGGAUUUAUUGGGUGCCAUUGAUAUAGAAAUUUCAAAAGAACAAAAGAAAGAUUGGAUUGAUUGGAUUUAUUCUCAACAAAUCUUGCCUAAUUUAGAAAAACCUGAAAUCAAUGAAAAAAUUUGUGGGUUUAGAGGUUCACCAUUCUCUGGUACUAAAUAUGAUCCAAAUGGAUCGCGCAAUUCGAAAUUACCAUUCGAUGCUGCAAACUUAGCAAUGACUUACACUGCUUUAUGCUCUCUGCUAACUUUGGGCGAUGAUCUUGCAUGUGUCGACAAGACAGCAAUUAUUAAUUCUUUAAAAUAUUUGCAAAAUGAUAAUGGAAGUUUCACACAAACAUAUCAAGGGAUGGAAUCAGAUAUGAGAUUUGUUUAUUGUGCUGUCGCAAUAUCUUCAAUAUUAAAUGAUUUCAGUGGGAUCAACAUUUUAAAAAUUGUCGACUAUAUAAAGAAUAGUCAGUCAUAUGAUUAUGGAAUUGGUCAAGGCCCAGGAUUAGAAUCUCACGGUGGUUCGACAUAUUGUGCAAUCGCAGCUCUUUCAAUACUAGAUAAAAUUGACGAGGGCCUGCUCUCUAAAGAUGAAACGAUAUUUUGGUUAUUAUCGCGUCAAGAAAAUAAUGGAUUCCAAGGUAGAGCCAAUAAGCCUGAAGACACUUGCUACUCUUUUUGGAUUGGUGCUUCUUUAAAGAUUUUGAAAGCUUUUGAUUUUGUUGAUUAUAAAAGAAAUCGUGAUUUCUUAAUGACUACUCAAACAAAAUACGGCGG
Messenger RNA from Entrophospora candida, 794 nucleotides. The record is from the annotation of a GenBank genome assembly. Lineage: Eukaryota; Fungi; Glomeromycota; Glomeromycetes; Entrophosporales; Entrophosporaceae.